This is a messenger RNA of Hevea brasiliensis (rubber tree), 3946 nucleotides long. RefSeq names its product kinesin-like protein KIN-4A. Gene Ontology annotation, molecular function: microtubule motor activity; ATP binding; microtubule binding. The transcript is spliced from 26 exons. Gene Ontology annotation, biological process: mitotic spindle organization; microtubule-based movement. NCBI's taxonomy places the organism in Eukaryota, Viridiplantae, Streptophyta, Magnoliopsida, Malpighiales, Euphorbiaceae. Bases 381 to 3479 code for a protein of 1032 amino acids. The record is from RefSeq and is a predicted model, not a curated record.
AAUAUAAACCCAGCAUGAGCAUCAACAAGAAUGGCCUUUUUGCUUUGGUCAGUGUCGUAUGCUUAUACUUACUAGUCGCAGGAGGAGCAGUGAACUACAAGGAAAAUGAUAGUGCCAUUGAUCGAUUCAAGCUAAACUAAACUAAUGGUUGUUGCUGGUGUUGCAGUUGCCUCCUCCUCGCCUUCCUUCUGGUGCCUCAACUUUCAAACCCCUCCGCUUUCCUCCCCCACCAAAAUUCAUUGACCACCAACCUUCUCUUUCUCUUAAAAAUCAACUCCGCUUUCUCUCUCUCUCGUUGCAGCAUCAUUUUCUCAAUCCUAAUCCAAUUCAUCGCUUAAUUUUCCGUUUCUUUCGGUUAUUUUUCUUUUUCUUUUCUAAUCAUGGAGUCGGCGGAGAAUUGUAGUGUUAAGGUUGCAGUUCAUAUUCGUCCUCUUAUCGGCGAUGAACGCGUUCAAGGUUGCAAAGAAUGUGUCACUGUUACGCCUGGGAAGCCCCAGGUUCAAAUCGGUACACAUUCUUUUACAUUUGACAAUGUCUAUGGAAGUGGUGGUUCUCCAUCAUCCGCCAUGUUUGAAGAAUGUGUUGCUCCACUUGUUGAUGGGUUGUUCCAAGGAUACAAUGCCACUGUACUCGCAUAUGGUCAGACAGGAUCAGGGAAAACAUAUACAAUGGGGACUAGCUUCAAAGAUGGUUGCCAGACUGGAUUGAUUCCUCAAGUUAUGAAUGCAUUAUUCAAUAAGAUUGAAACAUUAAAGCAUCAAACAGAAUUCCAGUUGCAUGUGUCCUUCAUAGAGAUUCUAAAAGAAGAAGUGAGAGACUUGCUGGAUACUGUAUCUGUGAGCAAAUCGGUUGCUGCUAAUGGACAUGGGAAAGUUGCUAUCCCUGGGAGGCCAUCAAUACAAAUCCGUGAAUCGUCAAAUGGAGUUAUUACCCUAGCGGGAUCAACUGAAGUAGCUGUUAGUACAUUACAGGAAAUGGCUGCUUGCCUGGAGCAAGGAUCAUUAACUAGGGCAACAGGAAGUACAAAUAUGAACAACCAGUCGAGUCGGUCGCAUGCAAUAUUCACGAUCACAUUAGAACAGAUGCGCAGACUGCAUCCAGUUUCUCCUGUUAAUGACACUCCAGAUGAGGAUAUGGGUGAAGAGUAUAUCUGUGCUAAGCUCCAUUUAGUAGAUCUAGCUGGAUCUGAACGAGCAAAAAGAACUGGUUCUGAUGGUGUUCGUUUGAAAGAAGGUAUUCACAUAAAUAGAGGGCUUCUUGCACUUGGUAACGUCAUAAGUGCACUUGGGGAUGAGAAAAAGCGAAAAGAAGGAGUGCAUGUUCCCUACCGAGACAGUAAACUGACUCGACUCUUGCAGGAUUCACUAGGCGGAAACAGCAAGACUGUUAUGAUAGCUUGCAUCAGUCCUGCUGACAUCAAUGCUGAGGAAACUCUCAACACUCUCAAAUAUGCAAAUCGUGCUCGAAACAUUCAGAAUAAGCCUGUAGUUAAUAGAGAUUUAAUAUCCAAUGAAGUGCAACAGAUGCGCCAGCAGCUAAAGUACUUGCAGGCAGAACUUUGUGCUCGGGGGGGAGCAGCUCCAUCAGAUGAAGUCCAGGUGCUGAAGGAAAGAAUUGCUUGGCUUGAAGCUACCAAUGAGGACCUUUCUCGAGAACUUCAUGAAUACCGCAGCUGUUGUGCUGUUGUAGAGCAUUCUGAAAUUGAUUCGCAAGAAGGCCAUGCCUAUUCUUCAAAAAGUGACAGACUUAAGAGAGACUUUCAGAGUAUGGACUCAUCUGACUUUCAAAUGGACGAAGUCUUAUCAGGUGAAAGUUCUGGGGAAAUUGAUGAAGCGGCAAAAGAGUGGGAGCAUGCACUUAUGCAAAGUACCAUGGAUAAAGAAUUGACUGAACUAAACAGACGUUUGGAGCAAAAAGAGUCUGAGAUGGAACUUUUUGGAGGGGUUGAAACUGAAGCUUUGAAACAACACUUUAGGAGGAAAAUCAUGGAACUUGAGGAAGAGAAAAGAAUUGUUCAGCAAGAGCGGGAUCGUUUGUUGGCUGAAAUUGAGAACCUUGCUACUAAUUCUGAUGGACAAACACAGAAAACUCAGGAUCUUCAUUCGCAGAAACUAAAGGCUCUCGAGUCACAGAUUUUAGAUCUUAAAAAGAAACAAGAAAGCCAGGUUGAGCUUUUAAAGAAAAAACAAAGAAGUGAUGAAGCAGCAAAGAGGUUGCAAACUGAAAUACAGCAUAUCAAGGCGCAAAAGGUUCGGUUGCAGCACAAGAUAAAACAAGAGGCAGAACAAUUUCGACAAUGGAAGGCCUCAAGAGAGAAGGAAGUGCUGCAGCUAAGGAAGGAAGGCAGGAGAAAUGAGUACGAGCGACAUAAACUUGAAGCACUGCAUCAACGACAGAAACUGGUUCUUCAAAGGAAGACAGAAGAGGCAGCAAUGGCUACCAGAAGGCUAAAGGAGCUAUUGGAAGCUCGCAAGUCUUCAGGACGUGAGAACUCAGUUAAUUCAAAUGGACAUACACCAUCUGGGCAGGGAAAUGAAAAAUCUUUACAAAGGUGGCUUGAUCAUGAGCUAGAAGUCAUGGUGAAUGUGCAUGAAGUUCGUUUUCAGUACGAGAAACAGAGACAAGAACAAGCCGAACUGGCAGAGGAGUUAGCCUUUUUGAAACAAGUAGAUCAGCUCGGUCAUAAUGGGCAAAGUCCACAUAAGGGGAAGAAUGGAUAUUCUACAUUAUUGUUGAUGUCACCAAAUGCAAGAAUGGCGAGAAUAGCUUCUCUAGAGAAUAUGCUGAGCACAUCUUCAAAUGCGCUAUCGGCAAUGGCUUCACAACUUUCAGAGGCAGGAGAAAGGGAGCGUUCCAUAAUUGGUCGCGGACAUUGGAGCCAAUUACGCUCAAUGGGAGAAGCUAAGAACCUGCUUCAGUAUAUGUUUACUUCUGCAGCAGAAGCGAGGUGCCAGCUGUGGGAUAAAGAUAUGGAAAUCAAGGAUCUGAAAGACCAACUGAAUGAGCUUGUAACUCUACUGCAACAAAGUGAGGCCCAGAGGAAAGAACUAGUAAAGGAGCAGAAGAUGAGGGAGCAAACUGUUGCCAUUGCCUUAGCCACAUCAACUUGGGGUAAUUCACUCAGUUCAUCUAAGCACUAUUCGGAUGAUAUCAGUGGUCCCUUGUCCCCAAUGUCACUUCCAGCGCCAAAGCAACUAAAAUUUACACCUGGGAUUGUUAAUGGGCCUGUCAGAGAGUCGGUGUCCUUUCUGGAUCAGACACGGAAGAUGGUACCAGUUGGGCAGUUGUCAAUGAAGAAACUCGUAGCUGCUGGCCAAACAGGAAAACUCUGGAGGUGGAAGAGAAGCCAUCAUCAGUGGCUGCUUCAGUUCAAAUGGAAGUGGCAGAAGCCAUGGAAGCUCUCAGAAUGGAUCAAACACAGUGAUGAGACAAUAAUGAGAUCAAGGCCUCGCCCACAGGCUCUUAUUCACAUGAUAUGACUGCUACAUUUAUCACCCGUUUCUUUAUUCCAGUAUAUACAACUUGGUUGCCAUAAAUGAUCUGACACAUGGCCAAUUGAGACAGAAUGAGUGAAGAUGUAUAUAUAUGGGAAAGUGGCUUUCUCCAUGGUCAUAUCGGUUUGAGAAAAUCAUGAGGCUGAUGCCAUCUUUGGACUGGACUGCUACAUCAUAAAAUCCAACGAUCUUCUUGUUUUGCUGAUGGGUCUCAAAGGUUCUGGAAGAUGACAGAGGUUGACUGGGUGUGAUCACAUAUAGCAGAAGAUAUGGUUCUUGAUUUGUUCUGCAUUGCAUGGUACAAAUUUUCUCUGUAAAUUUUUGAUGUGCUUGCAGUGAUAAUUGAUGAAAGAGAGGAAAUCGUUCACUGAGUGUAGGUUUUGUGUAAAAGUCUGCUGUAUAUAUUUUGAUUUGUUUGAGUUAUAUAUUAACAUUUGUUUUUUAAGCUAGAA